Molecule: messenger RNA, 279 nt
Organism: Colletotrichum spaethianum
Lineage: Eukaryota; Fungi; Ascomycota; Sordariomycetes; Glomerellales; Glomerellaceae
Exons: 2
Coding region: 1-279 (92 amino acids)
Source: RefSeq, a predicted model, not a curated record
AUGACCCGGACUGAAGUUUGUGGUCGGCACGAGGGGUCUGACCGUGAUGAAGACACCAGUGAGCCCGUCGGCCUCCCCGACGACGAACCCGGCAACGACGAGCCGCGCAUCCACAACGCUGGUAGUCAGUACGACCACGACCACGACGGCCGGAGCGACGACGACCUCGGCGGCCAGCGGAUCGGGCACGGCGCCGCAGUGGGGCCAGUGCGGCGGCAUCAACUGGACGGGGCCGACCACUUGCCGAUAGAUGGCGAUGCGGAGGGCGGGGCGUGUUGA